Messenger RNA from Vespula pensylvanica (western yellowjacket), 1939 nucleotides. RefSeq lists its product as uncharacterized. The coding region runs from base 65 to 1939 and encodes 624 amino acids. Gene Ontology annotation, cellular component: condensin complex; nucleus. The record is from RefSeq and is a predicted model, not a curated record. Gene Ontology annotation, biological process: mitotic sister chromatid separation; meiotic chromosome condensation. The transcript is spliced from 9 exons. Gene Ontology annotation, molecular function: chromatin binding. NCBI's taxonomy places the organism in Eukaryota, Metazoa, Arthropoda, Insecta, Hymenoptera, Vespidae.
GAUACAUUCCCCUAAAAGGGAAUGAAAGAAUAAUAAAUAAUAAUUUAAAAUAACUUCUAUAAAAAUGGUUAAUCUACAAGAUAUUAGUUGCCAGCUUAUGAAGCCGGCUAAAGAUCUUGCAAGUUGGAACUUUCCGCUUUCAGAAAUUCUACAGGAAUAUUAUUCUUUACUUGAAGAACAUUGCAAUGUUAAUUUUGGAGAAGCUGCUUUAAUUCUUCAAAAUUCUGUUAAUAUAUAUGUACACAGAGUCGAGCGUCUUCGCGAUGAAACCGCAUGUUUAAGUGGAAUGUUUAUCGGUUACGAAGAUGGAAAUGCAAAUGAAAAUUCAAAACAUAAUAAGAAAAAUUUUAAAAACUCCAUUAAUUUUGAUGAUUUUAAAUUGUGCAAUUUGGCAGAUGAAGUGGGAAAGAAUAUUAAUACAAAAAAUAAAUUUAAUGUAGAAAAACCUGUGAAAUUGUUAACAAGGCGCUUUGCUCAAUUAGAAAAUAUUGCAGAAGAUCUUGUACAUAAUAUGACAGAAAUAAUUGAUAUUCAUGGAGAUGUUAUUGGAAAAAAAUAUCAUUUCAGAUGCAAUCAAUAUUUGAAUAUGAAUGGUCAACUGAUAGAUGAACCUACACCAGAUGACUUUGGAAUAAUGGAUAUUGAUAUCUCUGCUACGUCGGGGUAUUGCUCCAAUAUGUCAACAUUUGAUAGCAGUUAUAAUUUUAGCAAUCCAAUUAGUAUAUGUAAUAUAGUGACCAACAAUAACACAGAAACUUUAACAAAUUGUUGUUUAUCACCAGUACUAGAUAAUACUGAUUCAAUUGAUAUAGAAGAUUUCAAUGUAACAAGCAAUACAAUUAAUGAAAAAGAAGAGUCUGCAAUUGUUGCUGGAAAAGAAAAAUUUCAAAAAAAUUCUGAAACUGACAAACAAUUGCUUAUUAAUCAUGAUAGAAAUAUGAAUGACACAGAUAAAGUGUGUAAUAUUCCAGAUAAUAAAAAUCAUCUUUCUAACAAAAGAUUAAAAGAAAUUAAAUGUCCAACUGAUACAAAGAAAAUUGUACAUUCAAAAAUAUGGGAACCAAUAUCUCUUACACAUAACAUUUCAAUAAAAAAGAAACGUAUUGAUCUAAUAAAUACAACAUCUUCAAUAAUUUCUAAGACUGAAUCUAGAAAAAGAAAAAUGAUAUCGCAAAUAUACAAGGAUGAAUGCAUAGUAAAUUUUCUUUUGAAAGAAUCUAAAAUGUUAGAAGAAAAUAAUUCUCUACAUAGAUCCAAAGAACAGAUACUGCCACAAUUUAAAUCAGAAGAGAUCGAUGAGAUACAGAAAGUUUUUCAGGAUUGUUUUAAAAGUAAAGAAAAAUUAACUUCUUUUAAUUGUGAAACAACAGAUGCAACAAUGGAUGAUUUAAAAAUGAGACAAAAUUCAACUGAAGAUAAUACAUUUACGGACGAUAUAUUCCUUGAUGAUUCUGGUAUAUUAGCAAAUUCGUCAAGUAUUCUUGAUUACGAGACACGUCCUGUUUCUCCAACUGAUUCAAUAAUUUCAAGGUCGAACAGUAUCUCUUCACAAUUUGAUUCACAAAAUUCUUUGCCAAAUUACGAAAGAUUGAUUGAAGAUAGAAUGAAAGAACUUUUAGAAAAUGCAGAUGUUCAAACUGAACUUGAUCGUAAAAUUAAUAAAUGGCAUCAGUCGAUACAAUCGAAACUUGCAGAAGUUGAACAAAAGCCUAUAUUUCGUAUACAAAAUUACGCAUCUCAAAUUAUUCAAAAAUUAAACGAUAAAAAUCAAAACGCUUCUUUUGAUAAUAUCGUUGAUGGUGAACAUAGCUAUGACGUAGCUAGAUAUUUCUUGGCAUUGUUACAAUUGGCCAAUACCUAUAACGUGGAUAUAAAAAAAAACAAAAAUAUUGAUGAAUGUAUAGAAAUUAUAUUACUUGAUGCAGGUAAAGAUGCUUAA